This is a messenger RNA of Histoplasma capsulatum G186AR, 432 nucleotides long. RefSeq lists its product as uncharacterized. The record is from RefSeq and is a predicted model, not a curated record. The transcript has 3 exons. The coding region runs from base 1 to 432 and encodes 143 amino acids. NCBI's taxonomy places the organism in Eukaryota, Fungi, Ascomycota, Eurotiomycetes, Onygenales, Ajellomycetaceae.
AUGUGCUCUCUCGGUCUUGCUCAGCGAAGAAAGCAUCGUAGACAACCGAGAAUCCGUUGGAGAAUGCUCAAUUUUUCAAUCUGCGUUUCGACAACCCCGCACUACUUAAACCUGAGCAUAUUGGGUACUCUCCAAACACGCAAUGUAGCAAUCAUAGGCCUGGUUAGCUCAAUUUCCACACUCCAAUACUUGUUUGUGUCUUGGCAUAUUGUCCCGGUAUCGGGGGAAGCUGUCACAGAGUAUGGUGGGUCGAUGAUUGUUAGGCCAAUAAAAAUGUCGUAUAAGCGCGCGGUUAAAAUGAUAUCUCGUCUGUGGCGACAAUCUCGGGAGCUCAAUGAAAAGUCGGAAUCGCCUGAAACGGGUAAUUGGGUUACCGCAUUAAAUCUUCUAAAACCAACUGAGACUACCCCAUCUAUCAGAUCCUUCCAUUGA